Molecule: messenger RNA, 2226 nt
Organism: Lingula anatina
Lineage: Eukaryota; Metazoa; Brachiopoda; Lingulata; Lingulida; Lingulidae
Product: sodium/glucose cotransporter 4
Biological process (GO): sodium ion transport; transmembrane transport
Cellular component (GO): plasma membrane
Molecular function (GO): protein binding; D-glucose:sodium symporter activity
Source: RefSeq, a predicted model, not a curated record
UGUACUUCCGUUUUAGAUGCCUUUCUCACUUCCGAUGUAAAUACCGAUGUACACCAGUCGCUCACGGUGUUCAGGUGCAUCAAAGGACAUUCAGGCCACUUUACACUCGGAUCCAUUUGUUUUAUGUGUUUAUUUAUAACGUGAUUAAUGAAGACGUUAAUUAUUCUACAGGCGUCAUCUCUCGAAUCAAAUCCUCACAGGCAGAAUUCGUCUGUCACCAACGACGCAGUAAGCUACACGAACGAGUUCCUGCCAUACGUGACCAGAGUAAUAAGUUGAAGACGACUCGUGCUUUGUCUAAUUACUUUUCCCUCACUCUUCCUUUGUUUGAAAAAAGGGUGCAGGUGUGAGCUCUAACAUUGACUAACGUUUUGGUUAAUAGGUGUGCUCGCAGUAAGGUCGACAAACAAAAACCUUCAUGCCUACAAAUGAGAUCGUCAUUCGGAAUGAAAUGAGAACCUUUUGGUCAGCGGAUUCAGAACACAUGGGAAAACUGAUUGGUUACAAAAACUGCUUGCUGUGUUAUCAAACAAAACCGUGCUGGGAAUUGUAGAACACGCAGCUGACACUGAAACACUCAGCUCUGCUACUAAUUGUAAAAGGGACCUGAGUUAUCAUAAUCUACAGAAAAAAAAUGAAUUCCUUCCGGGACUCCGAGACGAACGAACUGCUCACAACUUCUCCAGUUGAAAGGCUGCACCUCUGUAUUCGUAACGGCAAAAAUAAUGAUCUGGUGAAGGAGAUGAUAACACAAGGUACAGUGAGCCCCAUGGCAGAAGUGGAAACGAACUUUACUAGUCCUCUAGGAACAGCCAUCGAGAGCAACAACCAUGAGAUUGUGGAGUUACUCGUGGCGCACCCUGGCUGUGACGUGAACGUCGGGAGUCGUAGGGGCCGUCCAGCCAUCUACAUGGCGGCAAAGAAAGGUUCUGCCCGGAUUGUUCAAGCUUUACUGCAUGGAGGCGCGAAUAUGGAACUCAAAGGACUCGAUGGUGAUAGCGCCCUCCUUGUGGCAGUUCGCAGUGGUCACCAAGAGGUGGUCAGAGUGCUGGUCGAGGCAGGCUGUGAUCUAGACGCCAAAGAUAACGCCAACACCUCAGCCAUACAUCUUGCGGCUCUGAACGGACACGAAGAAAUUGCACGUUUCUUAUUAGAGAAGGGGUGCGACCCAAAUGCCAUUGCCUCUCCUAAGUCAACCAAAGAAAUGAAAAUAGACCCAAGUUUAGGCAUACGUCCACUUCAUUAUGCUGCGCACAUAGGCAACAGCAAUUUAGCCCGGUUACUGGUGGCACACGGCGCGGAUGUUGACGCCAAAUCCUACGGGUAUCGUACGCCACUUCACACAGCCGCCACGUGGGACAGCUCCGAAGUGGUAGAUGUUUUAGUGGAGGCCGGGUGUGACGUCAAUGCACAAAGUCAGGAGGGAGAUCAAAGAAAGACGGCACUUGGGAUGGCCGUUGACGGUGGACGGAAGAAAAUCGUGCGAAAACUUCUUGCAGCUGGUGCAAGCGUUAGUCUUGGCAGCCCUCUUCUUACGGCUAUAUACCAAGGUAAUGAGCACAUCGUGUUAAGUCUCCUCCAGGCCGGCGCCGAUGUCAAUCAGCAGUCACAUAACGGGACCACAGCGUUCCAGUUAUCACUACAAUAUCUGCCCACCCUCCCGCUCUUACUCCUACUAGCAGGCUGCAAGCUAACGGAAGAAGACAAAAACAAGCUGCAGAGUACUUUAACAAGUCGAACCAAAGACUAUGUGUCAGCGGAGGCUGAUAUACUGGCCGAUAUGGCGUUUGGCGUGCACCCGUUGAAGUGCAUGUGCCGUUGUGUUAUACGGCAACAAAUGGGAGUGUUAGUGCGGACGGACAUCCAGUAUCUGCCGUUACCCAGGCCUUUAAUAGGGUUUGUUAGUCUGAUGGAUAUGGAGUCUGGGUGAGAUUAAGACAUGGCUUUCUGAUGCAGGAAGUGUAGUUUAGUACCUGCUAAUGAAAUGUUACAGUAUAGCAAACGCUUACGAGUUAUUAGCGCAUUGUAACCAAUGAGCAAUUGCAGGUAAUCUGAAAUCAUCAUUCGGUGGCAACAUAGGCUACAGUUUGUACAAGUGUACAUAUUGCCUGACAGAUCCUGUGUCUAAAAAGAUCAGAUCAUCGCUGCCAGUGGAAAUUAUUAAGGCGUCUUUUGUAUUUGAAAUUAUCUUGGAUUGUUGCAUGAUUUUACGCAUUUUUUUCAUUA